AUGUUCAUCUUCAUCAAACAUGGAGAUAAUCAGCAGUUUCUGGUCAAUACCAAUUGCUCUGUUUUCCCGUUGCUACAUUACACUCGCAGUAAAGUGGGGUUGCGUAAAACAGACACCAUCGAUUUGUGUGAUGAAUCGGGGACAAUGAAGUUGCUUUUCCUGAUGAAGACCCCUGGAGAAUAUGCCAGCAAAUUCCUUACAGCUCGGGACACCUAUUAUGUUUGUAAGGUGGAGCGUGGGGCACCAGGAACCAAACUUGAGAAUGCCUACAGAGCUUUUGUGCCCAUUCUGAAGAAUCCAGAACCUGAGCUACUUGAUGCGCUGCGCACACAAUGUGACUUCAUGGAGAGGAGCCGAGUGAAAAUGCUUAGAACCCUGGAAGCCAAGAAGAUCACUCCAAUUGAAUCCACCGUGAAUCUUCCAGUAAGACUCCCCAAACAUGGCCCGCUCCAGCACUCCCCUCUCCCCACCAGACCGCUGAAGUCCAAAUCAGGAAGAUCAGAAGAAGAUGGGCCCCCUCCCACUCGUAGGGGCCCUCCCUUUAAGACCAGAGCAGACAAUCUCGGUAGGAGGGAUAAACAUCGCUAA
This is a messenger RNA of Urocitellus parryii (Arctic ground squirrel), 588 nucleotides long. It is a transcript of the gene CXHXorf65, whose product is annotated as chromosome X CXorf65 homolog. NCBI's taxonomy places the organism in Eukaryota, Metazoa, Chordata, Mammalia, Rodentia, Sciuridae. The record is from RefSeq and is a predicted model, not a curated record.